AGCAUUACGAUGUGGAAUAUGUGUUUCAGAAACUCUUUAGGGAGCAUGCCUUUCUAUUUGUUGCAACACCAAAAGAGGUGUACAUCAAAUCGAAAGACAAAACCCAGGCGGACAAAGGAGGCGACGCUGACAGCCUGACGAGAGACAGUUUGAGAAUGGAGGAUUCUGUGUCCACUGUGUUUACACCUGAUAUUCUACAGCAACUGCGAGCCAUCCAUAUGCAGUACCAGCAGAUCAAGUUAGGGAUCGCAGGACCGAACGCCCUUCGACCCGACCGAUCCCUGGAUGUUGUUGAAGAUGAAAUCAUGCACAGUAUUGAUAACCGUCUGGUGCAACACAAUCAAAGACUUGAGAAGAUCCGAAGUGCACAGCGAGGAAGACAAUGGAAACUAAGACAAGAGGAACUUGACUCAGAUGAAGGGGAAUCCUCGGAUAUUGACAAUCCAGAUUGUAUACCAGUUCCCAAGUCUGGUCAGGCGAGGGUCAAGGCUCAGGCGUACGCCCAGCAGGCACAACAAUCUAAGGCUAGGCGCCACAGAACCGUCAUCACGCUGGACGCCUCAGAAUCUUCCCCUGAGAAGCCCAUCAGGAAGGGGCAGGGGAAAAACAAAAGCGAUAAAGGUGAUGAGGAUGUGGAUGUAUUUGAAGCACAACUGACGUCUCCCACUGAGGAGUCCAGCGACCAGCUUCUGUCUCCAGUGGAAUACCUCAGUAUGCCGACACUAGACAUGGAGGUCAUACACACAUCAGGGCCAACAACCGAGAGUGAUCUUACUCAAAUCAAAGAUGGACUGUCAAAAUGUAGUCCUUCAGAAAAAGGUCCAUCAACAUCCAAAACGAGCUCAAAGACAAGCACUGGUUCUUUGGAAGCAGAAACAGAUUCUUCAAUAUCAGGAACCACUACUUCAAAACUUUCCAAGAAGCCACUCAAGAAGGCCAAGAAAACUCCAACAAAAAGUGCCUUUUCAGAAUCACAUGAUACGUCUCCAGCAAAGGCAAAGGUGACUCCUAAGGCUAAAUCAGGUAAGCUGAAGGGUACGCCGAAAGGCAAGCCAAAGGGUAUGCCGAAGGGCAAGCCAAAGGGUAAGGGAGGAUUAGCAGCACAGCAGAAGAUCCAGGAGGUGAAGAAGAGGAGGCAUCAGUCCGGGGCAGGAGAAGAAGCUGAUGGAGCACCUGCUCUGAAAGUUGAAAAGACAACACCUUCCAAGAAAAGUCCUAAGAAGGAAUUGCUUUCACCGAAGAUUGUUUAUAAACCUUUGUAAUGUGUUAGAUAUGGAAAUAAACUUGUUGAAAUUUC
Molecule: messenger RNA, 1297 nt
Organism: Haliotis rubra (blacklip abalone)
Lineage: Eukaryota; Metazoa; Mollusca; Gastropoda; Lepetellida; Haliotidae
Product: snRNA-activating protein complex subunit 1-like
Exons: 8
Coding region: 156-1262 (368 amino acids)
Source: RefSeq, a predicted model, not a curated record